Molecule: messenger RNA, 429 nt
Organism: Gongylonema pulchrum
Lineage: Eukaryota; Metazoa; Nematoda; Chromadorea; Rhabditida; Gongylonematidae
Source: the annotation of a GenBank genome assembly
AUGGAUGUUGACAUUAAUGACCUGAUUUUGCGAUUAUUGAGCGUCGGUAAUCCGGAAAAAGGCAUGACAAAAACGGUCAAACUAAACGAACUCAUGACACUUUGCCUUCUUCUAACAGAAAUUUUGACUGUAGUCAAAACACGGGAAAUCUUCAAAGCGCAGUCGCCGUUGAUCGAAAUCGAUCCACCAGUUCGUAUAUGCGGUGACACACACGGACAGUAUGGCGAUCUGUUACGACUGUUUGAUCGUGGUGGCUUUCCACCAACAGCUAACUAUUUGUUUCUCGGUGAUUACGUGGAUCGAGAAUUUUGCAUUCAGGUGAAAUACCCAAAUAAUUUUUUCAUGCUUCGUGGAAACCACGAAUGUGCCACUGUUAAUAGAGUAUAUGGCUUUUACGAAGAGUGCUUUCGGCGUUACGCGUCCCCUCAG